AUGGAACCACUCGCACUUCCUCCCUCUUCCCCGCCUCCAGCAGACUCUGGGGAUGGCGAGACGACACCAACAACUCCAAUAGCGGCCAGUGGACCUCCCCGACCUGCUUCACCCGCAUUUAGCGUAGCAGAGACGACUCGUGCUGGUGGUUCGAGCAAUAGACAAGGCCGAAGUAGCUCUGGAUACAACAUUCCGGACCAGACAUCGAUCAACAAUCUUGUGAACGGAUUUACAGCUACAUUGGAGCAAUUAGAUUCGAAUCUUAAAGCCCUUGCAGUCCAUGCGAAAGAAGUGGAUGCACUUGGUCCACCACCCGACGCUGCUGCACAAAUCCAUAAAUUGCGAUUACAACUCCGAGCUCAAGACAAGAAACAAGAAGCACGAAUUGCAGAUAUCAAACAUAUUGUCAAGGAUGUUCUCAAAGAACAGAUCGCCGAACACAUGCGCCCUCAAAUUCAAGAACAAAUUCGGCUUGAGCUAAGACAACAAAUCCAAGCCGCUGUGAAGGAACAAAUCUCCGAGCACCUUCCGGUGUCUCUCCAGGAUCAGGCCGAUGAGAGUAAACGUCAGUUGAUUGAGGUCCGAAAUUCGUUGCUCAAUAGCGAGGCUCGUCGGGCGAAUGCCACUCUACGUUCAACCAACUUGGACGAUGCACUUGCGCCUGUCGUCAAAGCCAACGGCGAAGAAUCCGCCUUGGCUCCACAAACCCUGCGACAACUCUUCUCAUACGAUAGUGCCCAAGCACGUGCAUUGGUUCGGGAUUACGGCCUACGCGAACACGAUGUGCGCGAACGCAACCUAAACAGGUUCAUGGCGCAUAUCGGUGUCCAAUUCAACCUUAUUCCUAUUCCGGUUAUGGUAGAUGGAGUUGUCGACGAGAAUGGUGCGCCUAUUGGUGUUACAUUGAUCUGA
Molecule: messenger RNA, 912 nt
Organism: Rhizoctonia solani
Lineage: Eukaryota; Fungi; Basidiomycota; Agaricomycetes; Cantharellales; Ceratobasidiaceae
Exons: 9
Coding region: 1-912 (303 amino acids)
Source: RefSeq, a predicted model, not a curated record